This is a messenger RNA of Lachancea nothofagi CBS 11611, 1452 nucleotides long. Lineage: Eukaryota; Fungi; Ascomycota; Saccharomycetes; Saccharomycetales; Saccharomycetaceae. The record is from the annotation of a GenBank genome assembly.
AUGCUCAGAACGUCGCUAAGAUACCAGCCAAUUAAGCGCUUCAUGUCUGAUCAAGUAAAGUUCGGCACCAAUGGCGUUUCUCGUGUGGUGACGUUGUCAAGACCUGAGAAGCUGAAUGCUCUCUCCACUCAGAUGUGCGCGGAGAUGAUCCCUACACUUGUGGAAUACAGCAAGAGUGAUGUAAAUAACUUGGUGGUGAUUCGCUCUGCCAGUUCACCUAAAGCAAUGUGUGCUGGGGGCGACGUCGCCACAGUGGCACUACAAAAUAUUUCCGGCAGCACUGGACAGUCACUGGAGUUUUUUCAGCAGGAAUACUCGCUCAAUUUACUUCUAGCAACUUACAACCGUCCUGUCGUGGCUUUGAUGGACGGAAUCACAAUGGGUGGAGGCGUUGGGCUUGCUACUCACGUUCCUUUCCGUGUAGCGACCGAGAACACUCGCUGGUGUAUGCCAGAAACUGACAUUGGGUUUUUCCCAGACGUUGGAACAACAUUUUCGUUGCCACAGAUAGCUACGGUUGGUGGUACCAAUGGUCAACUUGCCCUGUAUUUGUGUCUCACAGGGGAUUUGUUGUCUGGAGCUGACGUUUACAUGGCCGGCCUUGCAUCACAUUACGUGCCAAGUCAAAACCUACCCGACUUGCAAGCCAGAUUAGGUGAACUUCCUGUUCACAAAAACUUCGAAGAUAUGUGGCACAUUACAGGAGCUGCCGUGGAAGAGUUUUCUGUUGCAAUUCCUGAAGAGUAUCAAUUCAAAUACUCGAACGCUCAGCUCGACGUCAUUGAGUCAUGUUUCGAUCUAGAGACCUCCACUAGUAUCAAGGCCAUCAGUGCUGCACUUGAGAAGAUAGUGAAGUCUACCUCGGCGUCUCCUGAGGAAAAAGAGUUCGCUCGCGUCACACUUCAGAAACUAGCCACCAAGAGUGCAGUUUCUUUGCAAGUCACAAUCGAGCAGUUCCGCAGAAACAAGGAGUCUGAUGUCGAAUCCGCUCUAAAACAAGAUCUCAUCACUGCUUCCAAUAUGUGCGUGGACCCCGCAUCCGAGUUUUCUGAAGCCACGAAGCACAAACUUGUGGAGAAAAAUAAAAAUCAGUAUCCUUGGACCAAGUCUAGUUUGACCCUCGAGGAGCUAUCAAGACUUGUAUCUCCCCGAGCCUCUUCGUCUGUGUCGUUAUUGAAGUUUCCUGAUGCCCAGACCUGGAAAAAAUACCCAUACCAUGCCCAGUUUAUGUUGCCAACUGAGCAGCAAGUCAAGAAUUAUAUAACAGGCAACGACAACUCCGGUAGGUCGCUGGCCGUGUCUCGCGCCGAGGUCGUCAAAUAUUUCUCCCAAUAUAACCCUUCCUCAAGAGGUAAAACGGGUAUUCAAUAUCUCUGCAAUCAAAUUUGUCUCAGGAAAUGUACUGUAGGCGACGCCGGCGAGCUUCGCUGGAAAAAUAAAGUACUCCAAUAG